UCCGUCAGAGCGCGUUGGUUUCCUCCUCAGCAGCCGAGCUGCAGCCCGCUGCUGCUGCUGUAGUGACGGUUGUCUCCUGCCAGUCCGGCCCAUCAAAUAAUGAUAUCCAUGCUCUGCGCGGCUCUAAUUGUUCCAUCGACGGGUAUAUCUGACACCUCGUACUGACUCUGCCCCGCACAGUCUCCUGGUUGCAAUGGCCACGGUAGUGAUGGAGCAGAUUGGCCGGCUUUUUAUCAAUGCCCAGCAGCUCCGGCAGAUCCCUCAGCUGCUCGAAUCGGCCUUUCCGACGCUGCCUUGCACUGUGAAGAUUUCUGAUGUCCCAAGGGUGUUCCGCGAGCGCCACAUCCUCACAGGCUACAGGCAGACGGACCAAAGCUGGCGCUACUACUUUCUCACCCUCUUCCAGAGGCAUAAUGAGACCCUCAAUGUGUGGACCCACCUGCUGGCAGCCCUCAUCAUCCUUGUGAAGUGCCAGGAGAUCUCAGAAACGGUGGAUUUUCUGCGUGAUCCUCAUGCCCAGCCCCUCUUCAUUGUCCUGCUGGCAGCCUUCACCUACCUCUCCUUUAGUGCUCUUGCCCACCUCCUCUCUGCCAAAUCAGAGCUCUCAUACUACACCUUCUACUUCCUCGACUAUGUCGGGGUGUCCGUCUACCAAUACGGGAGUGCUCUGGCGCACUACUACUAUGCUAUAGAGAAAGAGUGGCACAGUUCAGUGCAGGGCUUCUUUCUGCACACUGCUGCUUUUUUGGCUUGGCUCACUUGCUUCGGGUGCUGCUAUGGCAAAUACGCAAGGCACGACCUGCCCAAGUUUGCCCACAAGCUGCUCCAAGUGGUGCCGUCGGCGUUGGCUUACUGCUUAGACAUCAGCCCCGUGGUCCACCGCAUCUACAGCUGUUACUGGGGAGGCUGCUCCGACCCAAUAGUGUGGUACCACGUCUACCACGUGAUCUUCUUCUUAAUCAGCGCCUACUUUUUUUGCUGCCCACACCCAGAGAGUCUGCUCCCUGGGAAGUGUGACUUCUUUGGGCAGGGCCACCAGAUCUUCCACGUGCUGGUGGUGGUGUGCACCCUGACGCAGAUUGAAGCACUGCGAACUGACUUCACAGAGCGCCGCCCGCUCUAUGAGCGUCUCCACGGAGACCUCGCCCACGACGCCGUGGCGCUCUUCAUCUUCACCACCUGCUGCUGUGCUCUCACCGCGUUUUACGUGCGUAACCGUGUGCGUGCCUCCCUCUAUGAGAAGAAGGAGUGAGGAUGGAGUUCGUCCAAAAGCAAGGAGGGUUAAUUUAUUUUACUCUGUAGUGACGGUUUUAAAAUAAUUAACAUGUUUUUGUCUAUGAGAAAUAUUGGUUUGUGACAGUGACUUUUGCUUAUUUCUUCUGCCAAACUACAGUAAAGUAACGUGACUGAGGAUGUGACAUGCAGUGAGGAAGCUGGGACUGUGUUGGUAGCCAUGCAAAUUCUACUCAGCUGUUUUACAUUAACAUGUGAAAACUGUUAUUUUAUACAGGUGAGUAGAUACAUUGAAGAGUGUUUUAAAAUGCCCUUUGAACUGUGUUCUGUAUAAGCUACCUGCCUUAAUCAGACUGUAGCAUUUUUAAGUUAUGCAAACAGUUCAAUCAAAAUUCAUAGGCUGGAAUCUAAUAGUUUCUAGCCAAUAUCCCUUUUCCUGCAGAUUUUACUCAGCCUUUUAUUAUAAAAGCAGGUAUAUUUGUCAUUAAUGGAUAGUCUUGACUUUUUGAAGUGAGGUUAUAUAAAGUUAUAAGUAAUAAUUUCCUUGCCUGAUUGACCAUGAGUUUGUAGAAAGAAAUAAUGAACCUUCAUUGCAGUGGUAGGGUAACAGCUGGUCUGGUAGAAGGCCAUGCAAUGAAACAGGUUUAGAAAUCUAAACCUCUUAGUAAUACUACUGCCAGAGUAAAAAUGUGGAGAAAAAAAUAUCCCUGGACACAUGUGGAUUAAGAGAUUUAGUGGAUGAUGUAGAGAAUUCAAGCUAAUUUUUGAAACCGAAUCUCAAAAAUGGAUCAAUCCUCUUUAAGUCAAAUAUAAUAUUCUUGAUAUACAUAUAUGCUGACCUUCUAUCUUAGUCUGAGCUGAGCAGUGAUUUACUUUUCAUACUGGUCAUCAACUAGUCAGAAGCAGAUCUAGGGUGACUUCAUAGUAGGGCUGCAAAAUAUCAGAAAAACAUGCUGAAGUUCCCAAAUACGGCAUGAAUGAUUAAUCCACAUGUUUCUGGAUUUCUUUAUAAAUGUUCUUAUUCAGCAUCUUCAGCAGCUGAAGGUAUAAAUCAAGUAAGGGGACAGAGAAUGAAGGUUACAGAAACUAUUAUCUAAAAUAACUUCAUAGAACCUCUGUUAAAAAAAAUGAAAACUAUCUGUAUAGUUUUUUCAGGCAAUGCUUGACAAAAAUCUUUAGCAUAAUUUAGGACAUUUUAAUAAGCUAUUUGAAAGCCACUUCUUGAAUUUAAAUAAGCCAAAAUAUUUAUUUGGUGACCUUCUUUGAAAAUGAGACUGGUACUCUGUAUUGGUUCAGUGAUGGAUCACUGGAGUCUUUUUCGUUGUGUAACAAAUAUAAUUUAUGUUGUUUUUUGAUCUAAGGGCUGAAGUGUCAGCUUUCGCCUCACAUCCCAUGAUGUCAGUGCUUUGCGUGCAUGUUUUUAAUUAGUGACGGUGAUGAGAGUUGAGCCACAAAUGCCAAGUCUGAGUUGGAAUGUUGAGGUUUUAGAUUGGGUUUUUUUGCUUUCUCUUUUGUUUCUGUCCUUUUUUAUGUGCCUCUACGCAUGUCCUUUGGUACAUACUGUGGAUGUUAAGUGUGUGAAUGUCAAUGAAAGCUUAGCCUUGCACUUUUUUUCUUACCUUGUAAAUAAGUUGUACUUCUCUCUAGAGAGCAUUGUCUCAUUUUUACUACAUCUCUCACACAAUUCAGAGCAGGUUUUGUUUUCUAAUGGAAUAUAUCGCAUUCAUAUUUUUGUCAGACUUUAUUGGUACUAAUACAUUGUUUCAUAAUGCCGUUUUGUUACUUUGAAGAAGACAUUUAAUGUCUUCAGAGUCCUUGGUUGACUUUUGUCAUGAGACUUUCUCACAUGGCUUUACAACAAAUGUCACUUGGAUUUUUGUCAUAAAAUCUCAAAUGUCAGAGAUGAUCAAUAUUCAUUACCUCGCUCUCUGUUCACAACCGUGUUUAAUGUGCCAAUCAAUAUGUUAUUACUUCAGUGAUGACGGUACUAGUGAGAAAUGACUAAUCUGAAUUUUUGUCUCGGCCUACGAUGCUGUUAUUGGUGAAGUUUAAGCAUCACAGUCCACAACUGUGAAACUCGGAACGUUAAUUAUGGCAUUUUCUAACUUGGUCUCGUUAUGCACUGCCUGAAUCAACAUUGUACAUAACUGUAACUGACAGUGCUGGCUAUGUUUACAUGCAUGAAAACUGUAUUUCUUCUGGUUUUGCGUGGCUUCUCUGAAAUGAUGUGAUGCAAAAAAAAAAAACAAAAACAAAAAAAAAACAACUUGAGGAGAAAGACUGGAUUCCAGUUCGGUUGCAGUGAAAAGGUGAACUAGUGAACAGCGGGAUUCAGGCUGUCUUCACGCAGUCUAAUGCUUUACUGAAAGAUGUCUUUAUAGGCAAAUGAUUUCCUGUUGGUAAAUGAUGUCUGUAAACAUCUCACCAGCCCUACUUGUAUAGUAGCAUAAGGACCAAAGCAGCGUCUAGGCAUUUAACUUUAUGUCCUCUGUGAAUUAUUAAAAAGGAGAGGGAACAGCUGUAGAGCUCAUAGCAGCAUGGGUAAUCUCAUAGAUUAUCCUAGUUGUAUGGUGACAAACUGUUAUGAAUAUGGCCAGUAUUCUCUGUUCAUGUGUAUGUAAACAUAGCCUCAGAUGACACUUAAAGUUUCUCUUUAUUCUUUUCAAAAAAGCAGGGUCAGAGGGAUCAGAAUGGUUUCUGUCUCUAACAAUAUCUGUAACUGUACUAAUAUGAUGUGCUAUUUAAAAAAAAAUAAAGUGUUACUGUAA
Xiphophorus maculatus (southern platyfish) is the source of this 4001-nucleotide messenger RNA. It is a transcript of the gene paqr7b, whose product is annotated as membrane progestin receptor alpha. Gene Ontology annotation, cellular component: plasma membrane. Gene Ontology annotation, molecular function: steroid binding; nuclear steroid receptor activity. Lineage: Eukaryota; Metazoa; Chordata; Actinopteri; Cyprinodontiformes; Poeciliidae. The transcript is spliced from 2 exons. The coding region runs from base 194 to 1252 and encodes 352 amino acids. The record is from RefSeq and is a predicted model, not a curated record. Gene Ontology annotation, biological process: response to steroid hormone.